Messenger RNA from Branchiostoma floridae (Florida lancelet), 1661 nucleotides. RefSeq lists its product as uncharacterized. Bases 136 to 1419 code for a protein of 427 amino acids. NCBI's taxonomy places the organism in Eukaryota, Metazoa, Chordata, Leptocardii, Amphioxiformes, Branchiostomatidae. The transcript has 6 exons. The record is from RefSeq and is a predicted model, not a curated record.
AAAUAUGAGACUUUUCCUGCGCACCUGUUUCCUGGUUGCGAUCAGGGGCAGUUCGACCGUUUGAACAAUUUCAGCUCCGUCUUCAACCGCAUUCUUAUCUAUACUACCUUUACUAACAAUCACUACCGGGGGAGAAUGACGUCUGAGAAGCUUCCUUACGGUCACCUCCUCAUGCCGGAGAGAAGCGCCCGUCGGGAGCGCACGGGCGGCCCCCUCGGCUCGCUCGUCGGUGUUCUCGGCGCCGCCGCGGUGUUCGCCUCCGCCGUGGUGCUGGCCGUGAUCGUGCAGAACAUCGGGCAUGAGAUGGGAAACCUCCGGGCUAAGGUGGAGAGGGAUCAAGACGUGAUGGCUAAACUACAAGAAAGGGUGGACACCCUCACGAAAAAGGCCGAGAAAAGCGACGGAGAGAUAACCAAGCUCCAAGCCCUGGCACAGAGAGAUCACGACGACAUGACCAGAUUCCAAGCUCGGGCCGAGAGAGACCAGGAGGAGGUUCUGUCCCUGAGGGAGCGGAUUGUGGUGCUGGAAACACAGAUCAGAGGCGGGAGUUUCCCACCAAACUACGCCGAACAACAAGAGCCGCCUGAUAGCCCUGCGGGAGAACAGCCUGGGCACGCUGAGACUGACACAAGGGCACAGAACAACAGCGCCAAGAUGGGAGGACUUGCGCACAAAGUUGACAAACGCUCCAAGAGGGAUGCGUCUUCCAACUCGGUCCAACUCCCACCUGGAUUAGGUUGUUGUCCAAACCAACCGGGACGGGACGGUCGGGACGGACGGGACGGAAAUGCGGGAGCCCCCGGACUGAAGGGCGAGCCUGGACAGAAGGGAGACAUUGGACCACCCGGGGAACCAGCUGCAGACAAGGGAGGUUCCGUGUACAUCCGCUGGGGAAGGACCACCUGUCCGACUGACGCCGGCACGUCACUCCUUUACGGCGGUAUUGCUGCUGGCACAUACUACACUCACAGAGGAGGAGGCUCCAACUACGUCUGCCUACCGAAGGAUCCUGAGUGGGGAGUCUUCACGGACGGAAACCAGGGUACCGCGUACAUGAACGGUGCGGAGUAUCAGCUGCACCUUGGAAACAACCCCUACCAAGGCGCAUCCCUCCAUGACCACGACGUCCCCUGCGCUGUCUGCCACGUGGCGUCUCGCGGCUCCAAGCUGAUGAUCCCCGCCCGUCUCAGCUGUCCUAGCGGCUGGACCAGGGAGUACAAGGGGUACCUCAUGACCGAACGCCACAGCCAUUACCGCUCUGAGUUCGUCUGCAUGGACGGGGAGCCCGAGACCAGGCCAGGCGGAUACAGGAACACGGAAGGUGCGCUGUUCUACCCGGUAGAGGCCAAUUGUUUGUCCUUGCCGUGUCCCAACUACGUUCAGGGCCGUGAGCUGACCUGUGUGGUCUGCACCAAGUAAUGCCCACAUUGUCAAUGUCACACCACGGCUCCAAUAUUCGUAAAGAAGAUAUUGAUGCUUUAAUAAGUCAAGCCAAGUAGUUUGCUGAAUAAAAUGUGAACUGAAGUUUGUGUAUGUCACGGGAGGUGCCCUACCAUGGCACGCUUUUUCAUGCGCUCAAACUCAUGGCGCUCCAUCGCUAGUUGCCUGAGAGUGGUCAAAUUUUGAUGACUGAAUUUUUGACACAUAGAUUUGAACAACAU